Symbiodinium pilosum is the source of this 1044-nucleotide messenger RNA. The record is from the annotation of a GenBank genome assembly. NCBI's taxonomy places the organism in Eukaryota, Dinophyceae, Suessiales, Symbiodiniaceae.
AUGCCUCCGCUUCAGCGCCUGGACGAUGCCUUCGGUGUCCGAAGAAGCCAGCAAGGGGUCCAAGACCCCGACCGCAAAGUACUGCGGACGUAUCGAUGGAUGCAGUUCCAUGGCAAAGAGGAGGUCACUGAGUUUGACGAGUCGCACUUCGAAGCUGAGGGCCUCUUUGCGCAGAACUCAUCACAGGGCAACAAAGAGUAUCAAGACCGACUCCGUGCGAUCCACCUCCGCAAGGAAGGCCUUGAGAAGACUGCGAUCGCAAAGGCUCUAGGCCGAUCUGUGAAAUUUGUUGCCAAGUGGUGGCAGAAGGAACCCAAGGAGAUACCGCGCCCCUGGGGAGUGCACGAGUACUUGACGAAGGAGAUGGGUCGCAACGAGCGCGGCGUGGGCGCAACAAAUGGUGCAUCCAUGACCGAGGAGUCAGUGCACGACACCGCCACGUGGUGGCGGGAUGUGGAGGUAAAGCGAGGGUUCGCGAGCGAUCCAGCCAUCUACGAUGAGAUUCUGCAAAACACGGACUGGAAAGCCAGCAAUGCCCGCACGAGGGACUUUGCCACAGGUGCCUACCAUCUGAAGUACGACCAGCGGGGCAACAUUCGCUGGGAAGGGCACCAAGGAGGCAAGUACAAGCCGGGCCUCUCACCUGCGAUGGACAAAGUGCUUCAGAAGCUUUUCGUGGAGUAUGGCAUCGAGGAUCGAACGUCUGGCGUGAUCACCAACUGGUAUCCAGAUGGUCAAGGCAACCUCGGAAGUCAUCGGCAUGACUGCUGGACAGCACUUUUCAGCUUUGGGCACGAGCGCAUCCUUACGAUUGACAACACGCCUUUGCUCAUGCAGAAUGGAGACUUGUGCAUUUUCGGGACGCAAAGGCACGGGGUGCCGAUCAUGCCUGAGAUAACGGAGGGCCGCAUCACACUUGUCGUGUUUUUCUAUCCCGACAAGAUGCAGAAGAAAGGCAUGUGGCAGACAAUCACUGAUCCAGAAACCAUGGAGUCCAGCCGGCCCCUGGGCAAGAUGCUGAACAACCACCAUCUCAGCCGCUGA